This is a messenger RNA of Scaptodrosophila lebanonensis, 1957 nucleotides long. RefSeq names its product phenylalanine--tRNA ligase beta subunit (gene beta-PheRS). The record is from RefSeq and is a predicted model, not a curated record. Lineage: Eukaryota; Metazoa; Arthropoda; Insecta; Diptera; Drosophilidae. The coding region runs from base 93 to 1871 and encodes 592 amino acids. Gene Ontology annotation, cellular component: phenylalanine-tRNA ligase complex; cytoplasm. Gene Ontology annotation, molecular function: RNA binding; ATP binding; magnesium ion binding. Gene Ontology annotation, biological process: phenylalanyl-tRNA aminoacylation. The transcript has 5 exons.
AUUUGUUCUAAGCGAAAACUGCUCAAUAGAACAAUUUAAUUAUAUUACCUGGUCUUAAGUUGUUAGCUCGAAGCUUUCAUCAAAUUUGAAGAAUGCCUACCAUAGGAGUAAAGCGAGACCUUCUCUUCAAGGCACUGGGGAAAAAGUACACGGACGACGAGUUCCAGGAACUCUGUUUUGCCUUUGGAUUGGAGUUAGAUGAAGUGACAACGGAGAAACAAAUGUUAACAAAGGAACAGGGAGAUGUUGCUGCGGCUGCAAAUGCAUCCGAAGAAGUCAUUUAUAGAAUUGAUAUACCCGCAAAUCGUUACGAUUUGUUAUGCUUGGAAGGCCUGGUUACAGGCCUACUUGUUUUUCAGGGAAAGCUAAAGCCCCCUAAAUUUGAUUUUGUUGAGCCUGUGGCACGUCAAGUACUGAAAGUCGACGCGUCAACAGCGCAAAUACGUCCUUAUGCCGUUGCCGCUGUCUUGCACAAUGUAACAUUUACCCAAGAGUCGUAUAAUAGCUUUAUAGAUCUGCAAGACAAGCUGCACCAGAAUAUUUGUCGAAAACGCACGCUUGUUGCUAUAGGCACUCACGAUCUUGACACCAUUAAAGGGCCAUUUAGCUACGAAGCGCUUGUGCCAGAUCAAAUCAAGUUUAUACCCCUCAAUCAAACGCAAACACUCAACGGAACUCAGCUUAUGGACUUCUAUGCUACGCACGCGCAACUUAAGCAAUAUUUACCUAUUAUACGCGACUCUCCAGUUUAUCCAGUCAUUUACGAUUCCAGGCGCGUGGUUCUCUCUCUACCGCCUAUCAUCAAUGGCGACCAUUCGAAGAUUUCACUAAACACGCGAAACGUAUUUAUAGAAUGCACAGCCACAGAUUUAACCAAGGCUAAGGUGGUGCUGGACACCAUUGUGUGUCUAUUUUCUGAGCAUUGUCAGCAAAAGUUUACGGUCGAACCGUGUGAUGUUGUGCUUUCAGACGGCACAGUGGUAUCAUAUCCCGAAUUAGCCGUACGCGAAGAGUACAUUUCAGCCAAACGUGCCAAUGCUUACAUCGGCAUCGAUGAGACACCGGACAAGCUGGCCAACAUGUUGACACGAAUGUACCUAGAGGCUAAUGUAGAUGCUGCCAAUGGAGACUUGCUGUGUGUCAAGAUACCGCCGACACGCCACGACGUAAUACAUGCUUGCGAUAUUUAUGAAGAUAUUGCUAUUGCCUUCGGCUACAAUAAAAUAAAAAAAUCACUGCCAGCUUUUAUGCAAAUAGCAAAGCAGUUUCCGCUCAAUAAGCUCACGGAACAACUUCGCGAGCAAGUAGCUCAAGCUGGCUUCACAGAGGCUUUGACAUUUACGCUAUGCUCGCGAGAUGACAUAGCGCGCAAGCUCAAUAAGUCGAUCGAAGCUAUGCCCGCUGUUCAUAUAGGUAAUCCAAAGACACUUGAGUUCCAAGUGGUGCGCACCACGUUACUGCCUGGACUUCUUAAAACCCUGGUCGCGAAUAGAAAAAUGCCGCUACCUUUGAAAUUGUUUGAAAUUAGCGAUGUCGUGAUUGCAGAUGAGGACACUGAGGUUGGCGCCCGAAACGAAAGGCGCUUGUGCGCCGUUAACUGCAACAAAACUGCAGGGUUCGAGGUAGUGCACGGCUUGCUCGAUCGCGUCAUGCAGCUACUUGAAGUGCCCUGGAAAUCGGGCGAUGCUCCAAAAGGCUAUUACCUGCAAGCUACUGAAGAUCCCAGCUAUUUUCCGGGCCGGUGCGCUAAAAUCAAGUAUAAUGAUGUCGUUAUUGGCAAAAUUGGGGUGCUUCAUCCUACAAUACUUCAAGCAUUCGAGCUGACUACGCCCUGCUCCGUCGUUGAGAUUACCAUCGAACCAUUUGUAUAGGCUUAUAUGUACAUCAGAUUUCGAAAAUAUAUUGUAUUUGCUGCUCCCUGAUACGCUAAAUAAAUGAACAGAAGUCACAAUAAUAA